UUGCGCUGGCUAGCAGUGCUCGGGAGAAAGUUUUGGAGUGUGGAGGAUCGCGGAGUGGGAAGGAGGAAGAGACGUUCGUAAAAGAGUUGGUAGCGAGACUGCGGGCCGACUUUUAUCCGGUUCAUGAAGUCCCUGCGGGGCGUGGGACAAAGAAGCCGGUGGCCUUGCAUAUAAAGCGUGAAUCAAAGUACCAAGAAAGAAGUAUUGAGUCACCAGAAAGAGAAGGACUUUGAUUUUCUCCCUUUCCCCCAGCGUGUGAAUAAACCAGCUGGGUUACAGAAAAUGGGGACAAGUAGAACUGUAUGCGGGGUCUCUGGACUUAUCGUCACCUUCGUCUUAACCUCACAACUGAUAUAUCUGGCUCAGGGUUCGAAGGUGUGGGGUGAGGUGUCCCUGCCUGAAGAUUUGGAGCCCAAGAGGGGAGGCAAGCAGUGGGACCGCCUUCUGGCCGAAUCGGACGACGAAGACUUUGCCGCAGACGAACCUUCGGGAGAUGAGCCCAGUGGAGAGGAAGAUGGUAGCACCCCUGAACCCUCUAUCGUCUCUACUGCGAGAGCUACUAUUUACUACAGAGCACUGGUGAACUUCACGGACUCCAUUGAAUAUGUGCCAGAACUGGAGGACAUAUUGUCUAGUGCUUUUGAGGAGAUUUCUGCUGCUAUUGUGGACACGCUCGAAUCGGAGUACAACAAGAUCCCUGGCACACAGACCGUCAACGUGGUUCUGAUCAAGAAACUGGAUGGAUUUGUGUUUGUUGAGCUUGACGUAGGAUCAGAAAACAACUCUGACGAAGAGGAAAUCCGCAGCGUCCUGUACUCGGUCGUUCUGGAUGGUUCUAUAGCUUCCUAUGUCACCUCGGUGGAGGGCUUCCAGUUCCGAAGACUUGGUGCAGCUGAAUCUCUGCCACCUGUGGAAGCAAUGAUAUCUCAAGUGAUCCCCAGUGCCCGGACCUGCAUGCCCGACGAGUUCACCUGUCAGGAUGGAGAGUGUGUCCCGCUGGAGUAUCGCUGUGACAACAGACUCGACUGCCAUGACAUGUCCGAUGAACUGGACUGUCCUCCAGCCACUCCAGCCCAAUGGAAAGUGUGUUCCAGUGGCAGGUCCGACGUGCGACAGCCGGGGUGUGGUGACCUCCAGCAGCAGGCUGUGUACAUGCAAGGUAACUCCUGCCCUGUCUGA
This is a messenger RNA of Lepisosteus oculatus (spotted gar), 1179 nucleotides long. The record is from RefSeq and is a predicted model, not a curated record. Lineage: Eukaryota; Metazoa; Chordata; Actinopteri; Semionotiformes; Lepisosteidae.